This is a messenger RNA of Enterobius vermicularis (human pinworm), 2217 nucleotides long. NCBI's taxonomy places the organism in Eukaryota, Metazoa, Nematoda, Chromadorea, Rhabditida, Oxyuridae. The record is from the annotation of a GenBank genome assembly.
AUGAAAAAAGGGCCUACUGUGCGGAGUACUUCAGAAACUAGAACAGCACGGCACUGGACAGUUGAAAAGCUUGUUCAGGGAGAUUCUCCUCUAUGGGUUAAAGUCAUCAUUUUCAUUAUUCGUAUUUGGCUUUUCAUCUACGAUUACUUGAACUACAUACCCUAUCGUCUCUUUGAUUCUCCUGAAAGGAAGAAGGAAAGGAGCAGCAGAAUUAAGGCAAAAUCGGUUGGCUCUCCAGUCGGCCCCUGGAGAAAUGUUGAAGGUUUGAUGAACGAAACUUAUCCAGGCAUAAAUACAGUGGACAAACUAUUCAGCUAUGUGACCAAACUUAAUUAUGACAAACAAUUAAUGGGGACCCGCGAGAUUAUAGCAAUACAUGAAGAACCACAGUCAGACGGAAGAAUUUUUGAAAAGUAUGAAAUGGGAGCAUACCAUUGGCUUACUUAUGGUGACGUGGAUCGAAAAGUCGGAUAUCUGGCUGCCGCACUUCGGAAAAUUGCUAGUGACAACGCUAAGGUUAUUAUUUUCGCGGAAACUCGUGCUGAAUGGUUGAUAAGCGCUCUUGCUUGCAUGCGAGCCAAUAUCGUUAUUGUAACUGCCUACGCAACUCUUGGUGAAGCUGCAAUUGUUGAGGCCAUUAAUGAUACUGGAGCCAGUAUCUUGAUAACUUCGGCCGAGUUGACACCUGUAGUGAAGGGCAGUUACAAGAAAUGUCCGUCGCUUGAAACUUUAAUCUAUUUGCCAGUAAUUAAUAAGAAUCGUACUAUUGACCCGACAACCUUUCGCGAUCAGUUCAAAAAUGUUUUCUCAUUUGAAGAAUUUGAAAAACUUUGCCCAACACCGAUUGAAACUUCAACGGCAACCAAAGACGAUCUUGCCCUGAUAAUGUUUACGAGUGGGACGACAGGUGCUCCAAAAGGCGUCAUGAUUACACAUGAGAACUUGAUCGGAGGUAUAGCGGGAAUGAGUGCGGGGGUAAAAGUGAUACAAAGAACGGAUACUAUUGUUUGUUAUCUACCACUUGCACAUAUCUUCGAAUUGCUAGCGGAAUUGUGUUGUAUGAUGCUGUUGUGUCGUCUUGGCUACUCCAGUGCAUUGACGCUUCACGACCGCGCACCUAAAAUCAAGCCUGGAACAAAGGGUGAUUGCUCCGUGUUGAAACCAACGGUUGUCUGCGGCGUACCGACUAUCUGGGACAGGGUCUUUAAAGCCGUUAAGGAAGAAGUUGCUACACAACCACGUUUAAUGCAAGAACUGUUCAAACUGUAUUACGAACGGAAAAGGGCCCGUUACGAAGAGGGCUAUCGAAGUCCGUUUCUUGACAGACUAAUCUUCAAGAAGAUAAGUAGAUUGUUAGGGGGCCAGAUGAAAAUACUGAUCAGUGGCGGUGCACCGCUAAACAGUGAAACUCAGAGGUUUCUGAAUAUUUGCAUGUGCUGUCAUGUUAUUCAGGGUUAUGGUUUGACAGAAACCACUGCAGCAGCUGCUAUUGCAGACCAUGAAGACCUUACAACUGGAUCUAGUGGGCCACCAUUACGAUGUUCACAGCUUUUGUUGCGCGAAUGGCAAGAAGGUGGUUACAGUCCUGAUAAUGAUCCUCCACAGGGAGAAAUACUGAUUGGAGGUGUAAAUGUGGCAAAAGGAUACUGGAACCAACCGGAGAGAACUGCAGAAAGUUUCUUGGUUAUCAAUGGUGUUAGGUAUUUCGCUACAGGCGACAUUGGUGAAAUGCGUGAAGACGGAUGUCUAAUGUUAAUUGAUCGGAAGAAAGAUCUGGUAAAGCUUCCUCACGGAGACUAUAUUGCAUUGGCUAAAAUUGAAACGGCGCUCAUAACAUUACCACUGCUUGAUGUUGUAUGUGUCUAUGGAAGCCCAUUGGAAGCUUAUUUGAUAGCACUGGUCGUACCAAACCAGAAGAACUUGUUAAAACUUGCGGAAGAGUUAGGAAUCACAGAAACUGACUGGAAAAAGUUGAGUAAAAACAGAAGGAUUAUCAAAGAGUGUGAAAAACUCGUUACUGCGCACUGUUUAAAGAAUGGAUUGUUGAAACGUGAAAUCCCAAGAAAGGUUUACCUAUGUGAUGAGGUUUGGACGCCAGAUACCGGUCUCGUAACUGAGGCAAUGAAACUUAAAAGGUUGCCGAUAAAGAGGAAAUACGCUGCAGUAAUUGAUUGGCUGUACGAGAGGAACGGCGACGGACAAGAAGAGCCCUUAUAG